ACGACACAAACCCAGCGUCAGUCUCCCGGAUCUGCCCCCCCUCCGUCGACGCAGCGCAGCCGAAAGAGAGCGCCGGUGCCGCGGCGACACCACCCCCGCCGCCAGUGAUGGAGAGCCUGCUUGAUAACCCCAUGAAAGCCGUGCUGUACCUCAAGGAGCUCACCACCAUCGUGCAGAACCAGCAGAGCCUCAUCCAGACGCAGCGGCAGCGCAUCGACGAGCUGGAGCGCAAGGUGGAGGACCUGAUCGGCGAGAACCGACAGCUGCGGGACCCCCAUCAGUACGUGCAGCAUCAGCACCACCACCACCCGCCGCCCCAGCCCCAGCCACAGCCCCAGCCGCCGGCUCCCCAGGCGCACGCCCACACUCAUCAGCACCACAACAAGGCAACGAGCGGCCAGCAUCAGCGUCAGCAUCACCACCAUCAUCAUCAUCAGCAGCAGCAUCAGCAGCAGCGGCGUUCAUCCUCCCCUCCUCCUCCUCCGACUCCAGCCGCUACACCCGCGCCGGCACCGCACCACCACCCGCAACAUCUGCAGCUGGUGCCCGCCACCUCGCCGGAGUCCUCCCAAGCCGGGCAGGCCAGCCCUGAGAUUUCCGAGGAGGGCAAGAGGAGCCCCUGCUGCAAGUCGCUGGUCCCGCAGACCCCCACCGCCACGCUGUGCCGCUCGGUGGGACUGGCCAGGAAGGCUGACAAUCAAACGGUGCUCCAUCAGUUCUGCUGCCCAGCCCCGGAGGCCCCCGAGGGGGAGACGUCGUCCGCCUGUGUCCCCAGCGAUGACCUUUUUCUGGACCAGUCAGUGGGGGAGGAAGGGAAGGGAGGAGAGGGCGAGCUGCAGAGUGAGGCCCCGUCACAACCGCAGCCCCAACAAGAGACGCCACUGCCGCCGCAGCCCGAGUACGAGCCCCCCCAGGCGCAACCGCAGCCCGCGCCUGAAACAGAACCAGAAUCUGAACCCCGGACAGAAGCCGAGCCCGAACCUCAAGUUGAUGACCUGGGCGAGGAGGACGUGCAGGAAGCUGUGGAGGACGAAGGGACGGAUGAGGAGGAAGCAAAGGGAAGACAGGAUGUAGAGAAUGCUCAGGAAGCGGCCAAAGUUGAAGAAAUAGAACAAGAAGAAGCACAGGAGAAGGAGGAGGAGGAGGAGGAGGAGGAGGAGGAGGAAGAAGGUGAAGGAGCAAAAGGAACCAGCACGGCGAGGAGAGCCAGCCUCCACCACACGGCGUCACCCCUGAGGGUGCAACGCAACGGGGCCUGCUCGCACUCGACCACCUCCGACUAUGAGCUCUCGCUUGACCUCAAAAACAAGCAGAUCGAAAUGUUAGAGCACAAAUACGGCGGCCACCUCAUUUCCCGCCGCGCCGCCUGCAAGAUCCAGACCGCAUUCCGCCAGUACCAGCUCAGCAAGAACUUUGAGAAGAUCCGCAACUCCCUGCUGGAGAGUCGCCUGCCGCGCCGCAUCUCCCUGCGCAAAGUGCGCAUGCAGAACACCGAGGGCUUCUCAGCUGAACGGGCCCUGGCAGAAGGCUGCAACUUGGCAGGUAUACCUCUGGUGAGGUCACCAUCGCUGCCCGCCACAGUGGGCGGCAGCCUGACCGACCUGGAGGACUCCUUCACCGAGCAAGUCCAGUCCCUGGCAAAGUCCAUAGAUGAUGCGCUCAGCAACUGGAGCCUGAAGACCAUGUGCUCGCUGCAAGAAGGCGGUGCGUUUCAGUUCAAUGCAGCAGCAGCUGGAGGAGAGGGAGGUGGCGUCGGAGAGUCGGCAAUUCAUCAAGCCCCGUUGGACCCCAGCGACCUGUCCAAAAGCGCCAGCAAGCUCAUGAUGGCCUUCCGGGACGUGACGGUCCAGAUCGACAGUCAGAACUUCCGUGUUUCGUCUUCCGUCAUGGAGUCAGUCACGCUAGGCAGCUGCAGCCAGCAAGAGGAAGUCGCGUCCAUAGCAAUGAACGCCGCUCCUCAGUCCAUCCCGCCUGAAAAAACACCUGCUCCCCCAUCAGCUGAGCCAUUAGAUCCCCCUCCACCCCCUCAAGAACACCCACCUCCCCCAGAAAUAGACUUAUAUGAUCAGGACAUGGAGUUCCCCGCUCCCCCGCCCAGUGAGGAAGAGCUCAGCGGGGAGGACCUGCCACCCUUGACCCCCCUGGACAAAAUGGCUCCCCAGCUGGAAACAGUGGCGGUGGGGCCGCCUCCGCCGGAGCCCCCUAAGCCUACCCCGCCUGUGUCCGAGCCGCUGGAGGUCAAACGGAGCUGCUCAGAGACUGCCGACAACAGCUCGGAACAGAUGAGCAGCAGCAGUGCAUCCACAGAGGCCCGAUCCACGUCGGAGGCGUCUUCCAAGGAGGCGCUUCAGGCCAUGAUCCUCAGCUUGCCGCGCUACCAUUGCGAGAACCCCGCCAGCUGCAAAUCACCCACUCUGUCCACCGACGUCAUGCGGAAACGCCUCUACCGCAUCGGCCUGAACCUAUUCAAUGUGAAUCCUGACAAGGGCCUCCAGUUCCUGAUCUCGCGAGGCUUCAUCCCGGACACGCCCAUCGGCGUGGCCCACUUCCUGCUGCAGAGGAAGGGGCUGAGUCGGCAGAUGAUCGGCGAGUUCCUCGGCAACAGCAAGAAGCCCUUCAACAGGGACGUCCUCGACUGCGUGGUGGACGAGAUGGAUUUCUCGGGCAUGGAGCUGGACGACGCGCUGAGGAAAUUCCAGGCCCACAUUCGUGUCCAGGGAGAGGCCCAGAAGGUGGAACGUCUCAUCGAGGCUUUCAGCCAGCGCUACUGCAUGUGCAACCCGGACGUGGUGCAGCAGUUCCACAACCCGGACACCAUCUUCAUCCUGGCGUUCGCCAUCAUCCUGCUCAACACCGACAUGUACAGUCCCAACAUCAAGCCCGACCGCAAGAUGCUGCUGGAGGACUUCAUACGCAACCUCCGAGGCGUUGACGACGGGGCGGACAUCCCCCGUGACAUGGUGGUGGGCAUCUACGAGAGAAUACAGAUGAGGGAACUGCGUUCCAACGAGGACCACGUCACCUACGUCUCCAAGGUGGAGCAGUCCAUCGUGGGCAUGAAAACGGUGCUGUCGGUGCCUCACAGACGACUGGUGUGCUGUAGUCGCCUCUUCGAGGUGACGGACGUCAACAAGGCCCAGAAGCAGGCGGCGCACCAGCGGGAAGUGUUCCUUUUCAACGAUCUCAUUGUGAUACUGAAGCUUUGUCCAAAGAAGAAGAGUUCGGCGGCUUACACGUUCUGCAAAGCCCUGGGCCUGCUCGGCAUGCAGUUCCACUUGUUUGAGAACGAAUACUACCCUCACGGCAUUACCAUCCUGUCGCCGUUCGGCUCCGACAAGAAGCAGGUGCUCAACUUCUGCGCCCAAAGCGCCGAGGAGCUGCUCAAGUUCGUGGAAGACCUGAAGGAGUCCAUCGCUGAGGUGUCGGAGAUGGAGCAGAUACGUAUCGAGUGGGAGCUGGAGAAGCAGCAGGGCGCCAAGACGCACCCGAUCAACAACGGCACGCAAGUGGAGCUGCGGGGAAAACUCGGCGGCACGUCAGGAAACCAGGAGGUGGAGGACAGAAGUGGACACAAUGCCGUCGAGGUGUCAAUUCACAACAGGCUUCAGACGUACCAGCUCAGCAGCAGUCCCGAGAGCGCGGGCCUUCCUAACCACGGGAGGGAGCUGCUCUUCCACCCGGGGGUUGCGGCCUCGCCGCCUCAACACCCGAGCACCCCGGCCCGCCGGCCACACCCCCAGUCCGCCGCCAGCGUGGCCGACCUGCGGCCCGAGGCGCUCAUCCAGUGUCAGCAGAUCGUCAAGGUCAUCAUGCUGGACAACGGCGGCCACGCCCGCAUGGAGGCCUUCCUCAGCCACGCGCCCGCCCACCCCCACCCGCACCCUUACCCCCACUACCACCCGCAUCACUACUACCAGCAUUACCAACUGAGCCAGUCGGCCACGUCCACGCCGCUGCGCUCGCCCGACGCCUCGCAAUGCAGCGGCGGAGACGGCCACCAACCCCCUCUGCCCCCGCCGCCGCCGCCGUACAACCACCCGCACCAGUACAUCCCCCCAGAUCCCCGCCUCAGUCUACAUCGGACCCCUAGUGGUUCUCGGAGCAUGGUGUAAAUAUAAUCCAUUUAAUUAACCCCACUUCCUCUAUUUAAAAGUACGCAAUGUACAUACAGAUGAAAGAUAUCAUCAGAUGAAUUUAAAAAAAAAAAAGUAAUUAUAUUGAGGUAAAUAUGUUGAGAUUUGACAAAGAAGAACCAAGCAAUGUCAUGCAUAGAUAGCAUUUGACUUGCUUUUCAAAAGCAAUUUAACACCAUCAAAGGACUUUUUGCCGGUUUUAACUCAAGCUAAAAUUGUGGAUGGACAAAGAGUGGAAAUAUUCUCCCUCACCUCGUGCCAAAAAAUAAGUGACAUUAGUAAUGCGGAAAAGAAGGACUUCCAAACACAAUUCACGAUGAAUGGAUGGAACCUUUGCUCCCACGCUGGUGUUUUUUUUUUUUUUUGUCUUCUUCUCCAGGAAGUGGACUGCUUAUAUUCAACACAGACUUUAAAACAGAGACGCACUGUGGCCGCCAUGUUUCGCUUCGGGACAAAGACGCUUCUUCGCUUUUUCAGGGAAUCUCGAAUUUCCUCGUUUAUUUUUUUAAGCCUUUGUGCGCGUUUGCCACCCACUUUCCGUGUGUUUUCUCUUCUCGUAUCUCCUGCUUAUCUUUAUAGCCUUACAUUUAUCCCCCAAAAGCAAGAAAAACAAUGAAUAAACAACAGCUUGUAGAGCCAGCAAAUGCUGAUAAUAAUAACUGGAGGCAUUAUCUGAUCUACGUAUUUUCCUCAAACGUGGAUUGUAAAUAUCACAUCCUAAAGAUGUCGGAAAGGAUAAGCAGCCUCUUGAUAAUCACAUGACCUUCAUUCUGAAAUGGGUCACCCGAUGUCCCGGUCCUCAUCUUUUAUGCAUUCAAAAAAAACAAACAAAAAAAAAAAAAUGCCCCAAGUGAGCUUUGGCUUCCAGACCCGACCAGCCAGCUGAGAGCCACUGGUCAGAUUUGAUAAUAAUGUAAAUGUGUCUUCAAAUGAAAAAUUAGCAAGUCACGCUUAAUGUAUCUUGAUUAUUUCUGAAAUAAUGCAGCUAUUAAUGGGUUUUCAAGACAUUUUAACAUGACAACACGUGAAAGAAUACGUUUUAAAAAAAAAGAAAACCCCGAAAAAUAGCUUCUGUUUUUUUAUACUUAUCGCCCCCAUAAACAUACAGGUAUGAAGUCUUUUUUUUUUUUUUUUAAUUGUUAGUUAUCCUCACAGUAAGUUUUGGUGCAUGAUUGAAUUAAAAUUGAGCACACGAAUGGGAUCAGAAGGGGCACAUUUUUGUCAUAUAAAGAAAAAAAAAAAAUACACGAUAUAUGAAAUUAAAUCCAGUGGAGCUGGACAGUGUAAUAAGCAAAGUUAGUCUCUUUAUUCCUCCUCCUUCACCGUUUCAUUUUCUUGGGAGAUGCUUUAUACGUGUGUGCGUGUCGGGGACGUUACCAUGGCAACCAAUGUAGCAUUUAGGGAGUCCCGCGAGUGGCUGACUUUCACCUACGACAGGACACUGACCAAAGGGCUCUCCCAUAUAUACAAGUGCACUGCUUCAUGAAUGACAUGAUGACAACCUAUUACGGAAUUUACAUUUAGUUUAAAAAAAAAAAGAAAAAAUACAAGUUCAAAGAUAAGGGAGUGUGAGAGAAAUGAGCUAUCACUUCCCGCGGUUGAUUUCCUCUCUGUCUUUGCAGUAUAUCAACAUGCUAUUAAAUAUCAUUCA
Phycodurus eques (leafy seadragon) is the source of this 5784-nucleotide messenger RNA. It is a transcript of the gene iqsec3a, whose product is annotated as IQ motif and Sec7 domain ArfGEF 3a. Lineage: Eukaryota; Metazoa; Chordata; Actinopteri; Syngnathiformes; Syngnathidae. Gene Ontology annotation, molecular function: guanyl-nucleotide exchange factor activity; protein binding. The record is from RefSeq and is a predicted model, not a curated record. The coding region runs from base 108 to 4112 and encodes 1334 amino acids. Gene Ontology annotation, biological process: regulation of ARF protein signal transduction; actin cytoskeleton organization. The transcript is spliced from 14 exons.